AUGGGGAGGAAAUGUUCACACUGUGGUAUAACAGGUCACAAUUCAAGAACUUGCAAAACUCAUGAGAAAACAAAAAAUGAAGAUGAAAAAAUAAUUAAUGAUGAAGAUCCAAAAAAUAUUGGUAUGAUGAAACUUUUUGGAGUGAAACUUGAAGUACCUUCUUCUUCUUCCUCUUCUUCAUGGAUGAAGAAGAGUUUUAGUGUUGAUUGCCUUUCGAAUUCGUCAAAAAUUUCAUCGUCAAUGGCUGCAUCUAAUUUUAGUUAUUGUGACAUGUCAAAUGGCUAUCUUUCUGACGUUGGAAGAGCUUCAUAUAAGAAAAAAGGAGUUGCAUGGACAGAGGAAGAACACAGGAUAUUUCUAGUGGGAUUGGAAAAACUUGGUAAAGGAGACUGGAGAGGCAUUUCUAGGAACUUUGUCACCACAAGAACACCAACACAAGUUGCAAGUCAUGCCCAAAAGUAUUUUCUUCGACAAAAUUGUCUUAAUAUAAAGAAACGUCGACGGAGUCUCUUUGACAAGGUUGGGAUGGAUAAAUCAACUAUGUUACUAUUUGACAAAAUGGUUAUCAAAACAAAUAUUUCAUGUGACAAGUCACAGCCAGAUGAUGAUACAAAUAUUUCCAUGAUAAAUUUCAGUACAACUUCAUCAAGCAAAGAUUCAAAGUCAAGUAGUCAACAAUUUUCCAACAAUUUUCCAUUUAUGAAUUCAACAAGUCAUGAUAUUUCAGUUCAAGAUUCACCACUGCCAGACCUUGAGCUCACGCUUGCUGCUCCAACUAGAAAAAGUACUGCUCUUCUUGCUGGAAGUACAAUUACUGUUGUUUGAGUAAAAGAAUAAUACUGCUUAUAUUUACUAGUAUAUACUAUAACAAGUUUAGGAGAUUAAUUAACUAAGUAGAUGUC
Messenger RNA from Solanum stenotomum, 902 nucleotides. RefSeq names its product transcription factor KUA1-like. NCBI's taxonomy places the organism in Eukaryota, Viridiplantae, Streptophyta, Magnoliopsida, Solanales, Solanaceae. Gene Ontology annotation, biological process: response to gibberellin; response to ethylene; response to auxin. The record is from RefSeq and is a predicted model, not a curated record. The transcript has 3 exons. Gene Ontology annotation, molecular function: DNA binding. Bases 1 to 825 code for a protein of 274 amino acids.